Molecule: messenger RNA, 785 nt
Organism: Dissoconium aciculare CBS 342.82
Lineage: Eukaryota; Fungi; Ascomycota; Dothideomycetes; Mycosphaerellales; Dissoconiaceae
Exons: 3
Coding region: 181-714 (177 amino acids)
Source: RefSeq, a predicted model, not a curated record
AAUAGCUUCGGGGUUUUACCUGCAUCUUCGCCCGGUGUGUUCGUGGAUGGUGCAUUUUGCUUCCUUAAAAAACCUUGUCUUCACCUCUCUUGACCGUCAGUGUCGUGUGUGCAGUGACGACCACCUGUUGAAAACACGCAGAAGCAACCUACCCUCAGACAACCCGCCCAGUCCAGAGCCAUGUACCCACGCAAACUAUACAGACCAUGGCCUCUCUGGCUCUGCUGGAUUGCUGGAACAUACAGCAUAACUGCAAACAUCCUCAUCCUCGCCUAUUACAUUCUGGAUGCAUAUGGCGCAGAUCCUAAAUCUGUCUCUGGGAUCGCAUACUUCUUCUUGGCGCUGCACAUCCUCACUCUUGUCGCGGCUCCGACUGAAGUGGUUCUUUGGUCGCAUCAUUUGAUGGAUCCUUGGGUGUACUUCACGUUGCAGGCGGCGAAGGCGCUUUACUUCACAAUCUUCUCGCCGAUAGCCUUGCGGAACCUCUUCAUGAUGGACGUGUACAUCGCCAUAGAGGCCGCCGUGGCGACACAUCUCAUCUUGAUAAUAUUCGCCUUCUGGGCCAGCUUUGGCUAUAGUCUAUUCAUUCUGUUCAAAAUGAGAAAGAUGGGUGGUCGUUAUGGUCAGUUAAGCGUCUAUCAGCAAGAAGAUGAACGCGCAACGAGGCAUGAUCGCAAAGACAUGAAGGAGCAGAUCUACGGCGAUGCACGCUGAUCCAUGACCCGCUUGAACAGGGCUUGGUAAGCUUCACGGACGGACAUGAGAUAUUUGGAAAUGUACAGAUA